Messenger RNA from Neomonachus schauinslandi (Hawaiian monk seal), 3869 nucleotides. RefSeq names its product activin A receptor like type 1 (gene ACVRL1). Gene Ontology annotation, molecular function: ATP binding; transforming growth factor beta receptor activity, type I; SMAD binding. Bases 158 to 1672 code for a protein of 504 amino acids. Gene Ontology annotation, biological process: heart development; angiogenesis; transforming growth factor beta receptor signaling pathway. The record is from RefSeq and is a predicted model, not a curated record. Gene Ontology annotation, cellular component: BMP receptor complex; plasma membrane. The transcript is spliced from 10 exons. NCBI's taxonomy places the organism in Eukaryota, Metazoa, Chordata, Mammalia, Carnivora, Phocidae.
CCAUCCGCGCCGAGCGAGCCCCUCCCGGGCCCCAGCACCGUCCCAGGCCCCGCACGACCCGCGCCCGCAGCCGUCCAGCGCUCGCCCGGCUACCGCGGCCGCCGCCGGGGAGGGGAAGCGCCCGGCCCACUACCCGCAGGGCGGGCCCAGAGAGACCAUGACCUUGGACCUCCCCAGGAGAGGCUUUCUGAUGCUCCUGAUGGCCUUGGGCCUGACCCAGGGCGACCCCAUGAAGCCCUCUCGGGGCCCGCUGGUGACCUGCACCUGUGAGAGCCCACACUGCAGGGGGCCUACCUGCCAGGGGGCCUGGUGCACGGUCGUGCUGGUGCGGGAGGAGGGCCAACACCCCCAGCAGCACCGGGGCUGUGGGAGCCUGCACGAGGAGCUGUGCCGGGGGCGCCCCACCGAGUUCGUCAACCACUACUGCUGCUACAGCCCCCUGUGCAACCACAACGUGUCCCUGGUGCUGGAGGCCACCCAGAUUCCUCCGGAGCAGCCGAAGGUAGAUGGCCAGCUGCCUCUGAUCCUGGGCCCCGUGCUGGCCUUGUUGGCCCUGGUGGCCCUGGGUGCCCUGGGCCUGUGGCAUGUCCGGCGGAGGCAGGAGAAGCAGCGGGGCCUGCACAGCGAGCUGGGCGAGUCCAGCCUCAUCCUGAAGGCAUCUGAGCAGGGGGACAGCAUGCUGGGGGAUCUCCUGGACAGUGACUGCACCACAGGCAGUGGCUCAGGACUCCCCUUCCUGGUGCAAAGGACAGUGGCGCGACAAGUGGCCCUUGUGGAGUGUGUAGGCAAGGGCCGCUAUGGCGAGGUGUGGCGUGGCCUGUGGCAUGGUGAGAGCGUGGCCGUCAAGAUCUUCUCUUCGAGGGAUGAACAGUCCUGGUUCCGGGAGACGGAGAUCUACAAUACAGUGCUGCUCAGACACGACAACAUUCUAGGCUUUAUUGCCUCGGACAUGACUUCCCGCAACUCGAGCACGCAGCUCUGGCUCAUCACGCACUAUCACGAGCACGGCUCGCUCUAUGACUUCCUGCAGAGGCAGACGCUGGAGCCCCAGCUGGCCCUCAGGCUGGCUGUGUCGGCUGCCUGCGGCCUGGCUCACCUGCACGUGGAGAUCUUUGGCACGCAGGGCAAGCCGGCCAUCGCCCACCGAGACCUCAAAAGCCGCAACGUGCUGGUCAAGAGCAACCUGCAGUGCUGCCUCGCCGACCUGGGCCUGGCUGUGAUGCACUCCCAGAGUAGUGAUUACCUGGACAUCGGCAACAACCCGCGAGUGGGCACCAAGCGGUACAUGGCCCCUGAGGUGCUGGAAGAGCAGAUCCGCACCGACUGCUUCGAGUCCUACAAGUGGACAGACAUCUGGGCCUUUGGCCUGGUGCUGUGGGAGAUUGCCCGUCGGACCAUUGUCAACGGCAUCGUGGAGGACUACAGGCCACCCUUCUAUGAUGUGGUGCCCAAUGAUCCCAGCUUCGAGGACAUGAAGAAGGUGGUGUGUGUUGAUCAGCAGACCCCCACCAUCCCCAACCGGCUGGCUGCAGACCCGGUCCUCUCAGGCCUGGCUCAGAUGAUGCGGGAGUGCUGGUACCCCAACCCCUCUGCCCGCCUCACUGCGCUGCGGAUCAAGAAGACACUGCAGAAGCUCAGCAACGGUCUUGAGAAGCCCAAAGUGAUUCACUAGCCACAGGCCUGAAGCCUGACUCCCCUCUGCCUGCAGUGCAUGUGGGGUGGGGGACAGACGGUGGCCUAUCUGGGUAGAGAGACGUAGUGUGAGUCUGUGUGCUGGGGAGGAGGGUGCCCCUCUACGGGCCGGCUGUGCCUGCCUGCCGGCUCAUCCAGCCAAAAAUACAGCUGGGCUGAAACCUGAUCCCCCCGCCGUCUGGCCUGCUCAAAGCAGCAGGCUCCCUGACGCCUGGCUCCCUCUCCAACCUCAUGCCCUGGGCGCAGCCCCUACCACCCCCAGGACAGGAUGCGAAAGAGGCCCCAGAGCCAGGGUGGCCAGGCUAGGGAAUCCCAGUCGCGGGCCCAGAGCCCGGGCCUGCACUUUUCCCCCUGCCCUCGGUCAACCCCACUGCCCCACCAGAGCUGCCAGGGUGACACAGGGCUCUGUCUAGCCUUCAGUAUACAUCUCGCCUCUGGCAUCAGCCUCACACCCAGGGUCCAUCAUUUCCUCUCUGUGGGUUUGCCUGGGGCCUCUGUCUCCUGGACAAGACCCCACCAGCUGAGCACCAGCUGCCUGGGAGAGCUGGGGCCUGAUCCUGGGCCCCUUCCCCACCACCAGCCUAGCUCACAUCUUAGGACAUUAAACCCAGGGAAUCCUGCUGCAGGUGUGUCCAGGUCAGAGGACGGUAGAGAGGUAAUAGGUCAGAUGGGGGAGGCCCAGAACCUUCAGUAUUACUGGGAGACGCUAAAGCCAAGCACAGCUCGGGAAGGGCUCAGCUGGGAGUCAGGAGACCCAGGUUCUGGCCCUGGGCAGUUGCUCCAUGGGACAAGAAUGAGGCCUUCACUGUCCAGGACCUUUGUUUCCUCAUCUACAUAUUGAAAGAUUCAGUCCUGAUGUCCUUUGAGGUUUUUUCCGCUCUGAUUUUCUUUGAAAUUUCAGCCUGUGUCAGAGGUCAGUUCAUCAGUCCUUUCUGUUCCUCUUGCCCCAGCCCCUGGCAAUUUGCCUCAAGGUAGGGCCUUGAAAAUAACUUAAUCUGAGGCCAGGAGUGCCUGAAAGACCUCCUAGACAAAUUCUACAAGCUCCAAUUCCUGCCUUAAACCAGUAGCCAUCUUUGGGUUCAGACAGCCCUGGGCCUUGUGGCAGGCAAACCAGCCACUCACCCCACUCUCUGGCUUAGCCUUCUCUGUCCAGGACUGAGACGGGCUGAGGACCGGCUUCCUGCAGGGCCUCCAAGGCUCAGAAGACAUUUGGCUCCAGCCAGCAAGCCUCCAGCGCUUAGGUUCCUGCUCUCCACUGGCCCCUGGCCCAGGCCCACAGCCUUGGCCAGGCCCCAGACAGUGUGUCUAGGAAGAACCUGGUGGCUGUGGAGAAACACAUGGAAAGUUCAGCAUUUGGCAAUGUCAAGGGUGUAUGUCCAUGCAAUGAAGAGGUUACCCCAAACCCUGGGCGGGUGGAUGGGCUGGAGGUCGGUGGAUGGGAGGUAGAGCCUGAGGGAUGGGGGAUGGGGGGGCUCAGGCUAGGGACAAGGACAGUCCCAAGCUUGGACGACCUGGCAUCUCAGCCCUCGGGGCUGGGUGGAGAAGGACCCUCAGUUCUCCACAGGAGGUGACAAAAACACAGCCUCCUCCCCUCCUGCUGUGGAUGACCCAGCACAACCUCCCCAGGAGGCUUGCGUGCUGCUUCCGCCAGCCACCGUGGCACUUUCCCAGGCCUGUCUCCCCAUGUUGUGCAAGGUCCGCAGCACAACCAGGAAGUGAAACUGGGUGAAAACAGAAAGUGAGAGGGACCUGUUGGGUCCUCCGAUGAGCUCGGGACACUUUCAUGUCUUCUGGUCACUGGAACCCACCCAGCCCAGGAGCCAGUCCCCCCCCCCCCCAUGCCAGAUUUGAUCUCUGCUGGAUGGGGUGUGCAAAGUGUCUCCUCCUGGGACUCCACAGCCAGAAACGGAAGGCCACAGCUCCCUGGGGGGCUGGAAAAUCCCUGAGGGGGAGAAGGUCUGAGGCAGGAGGCGGAGUGACAGGGGCCGUGGUGCUGGGAGAAAGUAGCCAGUGGCUAGGGAGGGAAGGAGGCCCUGGGGAGAACAGUGUGCCUGGUGCUUCUGAGUGCAGGAAGGAAGGUGUGCCGGGGCCCAAAUUACAGUCUCUUACUUGGAGACACUGUGGGAGCACCUAGCUUGUGCCUAGCACAUAGUAGGUCCUCAAUAAACCAUGCUUGA